Messenger RNA from Canis lupus familiaris (dog), 1529 nucleotides. RefSeq names its product leucine-rich repeat-containing protein 37A3-like. NCBI's taxonomy places the organism in Eukaryota, Metazoa, Chordata, Mammalia, Carnivora, Canidae. The record is from RefSeq and is a predicted model, not a curated record. The transcript has a single exon. The coding region runs from base 146 to 1510 and encodes 454 amino acids.
AAGAAAGUUUUUUGUUUCAUCCCCAAACCUGGACAAAGAUCUAGUUCAGCAUCGAAGGCUUGCCAAAGUUGUUAUUGGAACUCCAAACCAAUUUGCAAAUAAAGAGCUCCUAGAACAACUGCAGGACGAUUAUUCAGAUUCUGGUAUGGAUAUCAUAUACCCUGAGGAAAACCGACCAAUGGAUUUCCCAGGGGGACCAGAUCAACCCCCAGAGCUCCCUGAGGAGCUUGAAAUUUCUUCACUCCUGCAGGAGACCCCUGCAGGACCUCUCCAGUCCACUGUAGAGGAACCUGAACCUUUUGUGCCUGGAGUGGAGGCCCAGGCCAAGCAUCCAGAGUCCCCUGAAGAGACAGAAACACCUCCACUUCUUCAGGACGCUCUAUCUCAGCCUCCAGAGAUCCUUAAGGAAGCUGGAAAUUCUGUAAGCCCACAGGAGGCCCCAGCUGAACCUUCAAGUACCCCUGAAGUCCAACAGGAAGCCUCAGCUCAACCUACAGAGGCACCUGAGGAAGUAGAACCUUGGACCCCUCAGGAGGCCCCAGCUCAGCCACCAGAGGAGAAGGUACCACCUCAGGAGGUAAAUGUGCCAUCUCUGAGUCAGAAUGAAGCUCAGCGGCCAAAAUUACACAAUGUCACUGUUAAACCUGUAGAUUUGGCACUUACUGUAACUGUGACUCAGCCUCCACAGCACCCCAAGAAGGCUGAGCCUGCAAUCCUGCAAGAACAACCAGCUCAGCCACCAGAGCUGUCUUUGGGGGAGGUGGAACCUAUUCCAACCCAGCAGGAGCACCCAGCUCAACCUCUAGAGCAUCAUGAGGUGAAAGUUGCACCUCCAGGUCACCAUCAGGUUCAACAGUUAAACCUGCCCAAUAUCACUGUUAAACCUGCAGGCGUGCAGGUUACUGUAACACCAGAACCCACUACAGAGGUGGGACCUUUGCCAGUUCAACGUGAGUCUGUCACUCAGCCCUCUGUGCCCCUUAAUGUGGAACCUUUUGCAACCCAGCAUGAAGCCCCAACUCUGCCUCCACAGUCCCCUGAGGAGAAUGAACAUUUGCCAUUUCAACAGGAGACUCCAACUGAGUCCCCAGAAUCUCCCACACAGGAGAAACCUCCAACACAGCAGGAGACCCCUGUUCAGACCCCUGGAGAGGUUAAACCUUCCACAACCCAGCAGGACACCCUGGCUCAGGAUUCACAGGCUCCUGAGGAGGGUGAAUCACCUUCAACCCAGGAGGAGGCCCUGGCUCAACUUCCAGGGACUCAGGAAGAGAAGGAACCUUCUCCACCCCAGCAGGAGGCCCUGCUGAGCUUCCACAAAUCCCUGAGGAGGGUGAACCUUCCUCAAUACAGGAGGAGAGCCAGGAUCAUCAUGCACAGACUCCUGAGAAAGCUAAACCUUCUUCAACCCAGCAGGAGGCCCCAACCCAGUAUCCACAGGCCUCUGAGGAGGGAGAACCAUCUCCAGCUCAGGAAGAGGCUCCCACUCAAUUUCCACAAAUUCAUGUGAAGAGUGGGUUUCCAGAACA